Messenger RNA from Hylaeus volcanicus, 2614 nucleotides. RefSeq names its product apoptosis inhibitor 5 (gene cass). Gene Ontology annotation, cellular component: nucleus. Bases 136 to 1716 code for a protein of 526 amino acids. Lineage: Eukaryota; Metazoa; Arthropoda; Insecta; Hymenoptera; Colletidae. The transcript has 9 exons. The record is from RefSeq and is a predicted model, not a curated record. Gene Ontology annotation, molecular function: RNA binding. Gene Ontology annotation, biological process: negative regulation of apoptotic process.
AUCGCUGCCACACGCUGCCAUCUUUGUCGUUUCUUGGCGUGGUGCGUGGCCGGCUAGAUUUCAGAUUUUUAAGUAUAUAGUCGUAUUUAUGUGACUUGUGUUUUUGAGUGUAGAAGUUACAUAAAGAGUUUAAACAUGAGUACGGACAGUAUCGAAAAGUUAUACAAAAAUUUUGGCAUUUUGGCUGAUGCCAAGGACAAAUUGGCGGAGCAUGAAAAGGAAUACUUAGAGAUUCUAACAGCAGUGAAGGGAUCACCCAAGGAAAAGCGAUUAGCAUCGCAGUUCAUUGCAAGGUUUUUCAAAUAUUUUCCAAAAUUAGCUGAUCAGGCUAUAGAUGCUCAUUUAGAUCUAUGCGAAGAUGAAGACAUGGCUAUUAGAAAACAAGCUAUUAAAGAUUUACCUGCUCUGUGUAAGGAUAAUAAAGAACAUACUGCUAGAAUUGCAGACAUUUUAGCUCAAUUGCUCCAAGCUCAAGAUCCAUCUGAGUUAGCUGUAGUUCAUAAUAGCGUUAUGUCUCUUAUGAAAUCUGAUCCAAAAGGUACCAUAAGUGGGUUUUUCAGUCAAAUUAUUAAUGGAGACGACGGAACACGCGAGCGUUGCAUUAAAUUUUUAGCAACAAAAUUGAAAGCUAUAGGUCAUGAUGUUAUUAUUAAGGAACCGGAAGAUCUGUUAAUUUCGGAGUGUAAAAAAGUAUUACAAGAUGUAACUGCAGAUGAGUUUCAUAGUAUUAUGGAAAUAUUAGCUUGGACUAGAUUAGGUUCAACGGUUAAUGGACAACAAGAAUUAGUAGAUAUCACGGUAGAACAAGCUGAAUUGUCUGAACCAUUUAAACAUACUAAUAUCGAACAAUGGAAUAGGCUUGUACAAUGUAUUAAACAUGCACUUCCAUUUUUUAGCUCCCAAAUAGAUUCGUCGCGAUUUGUUUCUUACAUUUGUAUGCAAGUUUUACCGCAUCUCUCUUUAAUCACUGCACCAGAUGGUAGAGACAUACAAUUGGAAUUAUUAAAGCUUCUUGCUGAGUUAGUUGUAUUUUGUGGGACAAUUGAUAAGCCAGAAGAAAAAGUGCAACAACUUUAUAAUACUCUUAUAACGUACAUGCCGCUUCCACCAGCUACGGAAAUAACCGAAGUACCAAAACUGCAGUUUAGUCACGUCGAGUGUCUUAUGUAUGCCUUUCAUAAAUUAUGCAAACAAGCACCAGAAUGUCUAAUGAAAGAUCCAGAACAAUUGAAAGAAUUUAGAUUAAGAUUACAAUAUUUCGCCCGUGGUAUUCAAGGUUACAUAAAAAAAUUACGGGAAGCAAUUAGUGGAAAAUCGGAAGAAGAAUUAAAAUCAGAGGAAAAUCAGUUAAAAGUUGUUGCUCUGAAAACGACAAAUAAUAUUAAUACUUUGAUUAAAGAUCUAUUUCAUUCGCCGCCUAGCUUUAAAAGUAUCAUACAUCUUUCAUGGAAAACAUCGAUCAAUGAUAAAAAGAAUGAAAAGCAUUCACCUAUCCAGAAGAGACAUACUCCAAUUACAUUUGGCAAUGAUAGCAAUUCAAAUAAACGUAGUAAAGAAGAUAAAAGUAAGAGAGAACUAUAUACUCCACCUAGUGGAAAGUACAGUUCGAACAUAUCAUCAAAUUAUGGUCGAGGUAGAUUUAGAGGAAAUAGGUCGGGUGGCAGAGGUGGCUACAGGCCAAGAGGUCGCGGUACAUGGAGAAAAAAUUUUUAUUAACUACUUGACUCUUAUUACAUUGUUAAAAAGCAUGAAAUGGCAAGAACUGCAAUAAUACGAAAGACUAUAACAGGCCUGUAAAAUGUACAUACAAAUGAAGAACAUAAAAGUGACUAUUUACAGAGAGUGCUCUUAACAGAAGUGACAAAAAAAAUGUAACUUUUCUUGUUUUAUAAAUGUAGUGUAAAAGAAGUGUUUUUGUGAAAGCUUUAAAUAGCUAUACAAGUUUUGAUUAUAAAAUCAUAAAAACCAAUUGUUUGCUAAACACUUGAAGAAGAGAACAUUCGUGUGACAUAAUAUACUCAUGGUGUUGUAAGGAGUUUUUUUUAUACAUGCAUCGUUAAGUCGGAUGAUAACUAAGAUUUGGAGAGAUAUGAACUUGCAGAAAGUGAAUAAACACAUUGAGAGAAGAUACAAGAUCAAUGCAGUGGAUUUUGGAGUGUACGCAUGGUAGCACAUAAACAAAGUAAUAAAACGGAAAAGGUGCGAAGACAGUUUGUUAACCAUUCAAAGAGGUCGAAGAAACAUCAGGCGUUGAAACAAAGAGUGCUACACGUUUCAAGCUGAAUAUUUCAAACUUAAAACUGUACAAUGACUGGCUUGUGCUACGAUAUGGACAUUGGUGUCACACAUAUUUACAAAAGACAGACAAUUUUUCUCUUCCACAACAAUUUUGAACGUUUAAAUAGUAUCGAAGUGUAUUCCUAACCUUUGAUUCUUCCUUCUCCUAUUCCCCGAUCCUGUUUUAUUAUUUCUUUGUUAGCAGGAAACAAAGGUCAGAGCAACUAGAAGGACUUGGAUGAAGCAAUACGUGGUCGAUUAAAUCAGAGAAACUCUGAGACUAUUUCUGUUUUCCAUUUUUAAAUUAAUAAAUUAUAUGUAUAUAUACUUCUUUCUA